AUGGAAGAUUACGAGAGAGAGUUACUAGCCGAUUUGGGUAGUGAUUUCAGUGAUGAAGAGGAAUCGGAAAAUUUAAACGAAAAUAAUGUAGAACUGAAUACAUUGCAACCAAUAGAACGUAUUUCAUCACAGUAUACAGAGUUGAAGUUCGAGGAUAAAUUAAGACAGUUAUUGAAUGACGAAUACAAUUAUAGUUUACAAGAUAGAUUAGACCAAGUUGAUAUUACCAAUGUUAGUGACAUAACCCAAAUUUCUAAAAUUUUCCCAAUAAUUCCAGAGUUGCAAUCGCAUAUUGAGGUUUAUUCCAGAGAUGACAAUUGUGACUAUUUGGACUUACUAUCAUCAGUAAAUAAUGAGAAUCAGAGUGAAGAAUAUUCAUUUAUAUUGAUGGUUAAUGAAUUGUCGCAGGUUAUCAAUCAGGAAAUUUCACUAGUUCAUUCAUUCAUCAAAUUGCAAUUCAAGGUGGUAUUUUCAGAGCUUGAGACACUCGUAUUAAAUCCGGUAGAUUAUGCAAAUAUUAUUCUUCUAAUCAAACAAGACUUAUCGAAUAUUAAAAGAUAUGAGUCGGAGCUUAUGAGAAUUGUAUCUAAUGAAAAGGUGCUUGUAAUAAUUAUGUCCGCUAUGCAACAUGUUAAGGAUCAAUUUGUCUUAAACGACCAGGAUUUUGAAAUGAUAUCCAAAGCAUGCCGUCUAGUUAUCGACCUUAAUAACGUUUUGAAUCAGUUAUCCGAGUUUAUCUCAUCAAAGUUAUCAAAAUUUGCACCUAACGUAUCUGCAAUAGUAGGUCCUAUAACAACCUCUCAGCUUUUGAUAGCUAGUGGUUCUCUUAGACAAUUAUCGUUAACAGCAUCGUGUAAUCUCCCGUCCUUGGGGGUAAGAGAUUUGUCCUCCCAAAAAACUAACAAAAAUGUACGCCAAACAGGGUAUUUGUAUCAUUGUGAGUUAAUAAAAUAUUUACCUCCUAGUAUUAUUAGGUCGGCAAUGAGGGUUUUAAGUGGAAAAGUAAUACUUGCUGCAAGAAUUGACUUAUCUCAAUCUUGUCCAUCGGGUUCACUUGGACAAAAAUAUUUGGAGGAGGUUACAAAUAAAAUUGAAAAACUAUUAACCCCACCAGAAGCACAGGGAGAUAAAGCAUUACCGGCACCUACUGAACAUAAAUCCAAAAAGCGUGGUGGUAGGAGGUUUAGAAAGAUGAAAGAGCGUUUCCAAAUGUCUGAAUUGCGUAAAGCUCAAAACAAAAUGGAAUUUGGUAAACAGGAAGAGUCUGUGACAGAUAGUUUUGGAGAGGAAGUUGGAUUAGGGAUGAGUAGAGGAGGUGCUGGUAGACUAAAUAUUCAAGCCAAUGCUAAUACGAAUGCAAAAAUGUCUAAAUCGUUGACCAAUAGAUUACAACUGCAAAAAGUAUCAAACAAUACGUUCAAUGACGACUUUGACAGCAUCCUAUUGACCAACAAUGCAAAUAAUUCUCCAACUAUCGUCGAUAAUCAUACACCAAAUGGUUCGAAUAAGAGUAAAUGGUUUACAGGCAUGGUCAAACGGAAAAGAGAGGAAGAUUCGACAGAGCCAUCAGACUCUAAAAAGUUAAAAUUCUAG
This is a messenger RNA of Debaryomyces hansenii CBS767, 1593 nucleotides long. RefSeq names its product U4/U6-U5 snRNP complex subunit. The coding region runs from base 1 to 1593 and encodes 530 amino acids. NCBI's taxonomy places the organism in Eukaryota, Fungi, Ascomycota, Pichiomycetes, Serinales, Debaryomycetaceae. The transcript has a single exon. Gene Ontology annotation, cellular component: precatalytic spliceosome; U4/U6 x U5 tri-snRNP complex; U4 snRNP. The record is from RefSeq and is a predicted model, not a curated record. Gene Ontology annotation, biological process: mRNA splicing, via spliceosome; spliceosomal tri-snRNP complex assembly.